Messenger RNA from Aspergillus sclerotioniger CBS 115572, 766 nucleotides. RefSeq lists its product as uncharacterized. Lineage: Eukaryota; Fungi; Ascomycota; Eurotiomycetes; Eurotiales; Aspergillaceae. The transcript has a single exon. The record is from RefSeq and is a predicted model, not a curated record. The coding region runs from base 155 to 682 and encodes 175 amino acids.
CUCCCCCAACCUCUUUCCAAAGCCCGGGGGGCUUGCAAUGAGACUAUAGACCCGUUGCACAGUGCUGCUGGAUCUGACAGCAGCAGGGAGGCAAAUUCAGCGAUCGACUGAUGAUGAUGCGACACGCCCAGAAUAAAUACGGAAUCGUCUCAGCAUGGCAGCAUGGCAGCGAUUGGGCAACAUAGGUAGACCCUCAGCAUCCCCAUGGAGUAUUCGCUCGGUUGUUCCGGAUCAGACUGGGGACCGACUGGGUUGGGAAAUGCAGCUUUGGUCGACUAUUUUUCUUAUGGCUGCACUUAAAGUUCCCCCGUGGUUGCUUUUUUUCCCAUGGCGCUCUCGUCUGAGGGAAAAGUUGGCUGUGGGGAGACGCAGCCGCGGCCGACUAACCUAUAGGACUAGUGACGCCCAUCCCCGCAUGAAGGACUGCGAUCCCCAUCCCUUUGACGCUGAGUGGGAGGCCUGCCAUCAUCAUACCGGGCAUGCAGCUGAUCCCCGAGCAAAUAGGCAGGGAGGGCGACGAGGAGGGGUGAUACAGCCAGUGACCCUCGGAUUCUUAGCGUCCAGUACAGUUUUUCUCCGGCAUGUCACUUGCCAGUGCCCGGAGCUGCGACGGAGUGCCAGCAGCGGCCUGAUGUUGCUGAAGUCAUUCACUACGGAGAAGAGGAAGAAGGAGGAGACAUGAGAGGACUGUGCUGUCUGCCUGGGAUGGGUUACUGCCCGGACUCCCCCGGACUGUGUACCCAGUUACACCGUACCACAUGCCUGU